AUGGCAAAGCUAGUCUCGCAGGAAAGCGGUGGUCGAAGUCAGAAAGAGAAAGCUCUACGACGAGCGUUACGUGAACAACGUGAUUUGCUGAAUCUCUGUGGCUUACCAUUGCCCGUUGAUCCGACUGUUCGAGUGAAUAUGUUGCUCUCCGAUACUGCAACGCUCUUCAACAGCAAUUUGAUGCCAAUGAAAUUGACGUUUCGAACUGAAAAAGGCGAUAAUUUCGUUGCUAUUUUCAAACGUGGCGAUGAUCUCAGGCAGGAUCAGCUGAUGAUACAAAUGAUUCGACUGAUGGAUGGUUUACUUCGAGCCGACGGUCUUGAUUUACGUCUUACGCCAUAUUCCGUUCUUGCAACAUCCACGUCGGAAGGAUUUGUGCAAUUCGUCAAAGCGAUUCCUCUUCGUGAAGUGAUUUCAAAUUGGGGCACUGUUCAGGCUUUUUGUGGAAUGUUAGGUUUUUUUUGUGAUAUAUGGCAAAAGCAGUUUGUCUGUAUCAAAUUGAGAAAACUAGGACCGAUUUCAUAUAUGAUGGUACUGGAUUACUACAGUGAUCGACAUUUGCACAAUCUUUUGUUGUGUGAAAACGGGAAAAUGUUUCAUGUGGAUUUUGGUUAUAUUCUUGGACGUGAUCCAAAACCGUUUGCGCCACCACCGAUGAAAUUGACCAGUGAAAUGAUCAAUGGUAUGGGCGGCUCACAUAGGUAA
Gongylonema pulchrum is the source of this 705-nucleotide messenger RNA. NCBI's taxonomy places the organism in Eukaryota, Metazoa, Nematoda, Chromadorea, Rhabditida, Gongylonematidae. The record is from the annotation of a GenBank genome assembly.